This is a messenger RNA of Anisakis simplex (herring worm), 1290 nucleotides long. The record is from the annotation of a GenBank genome assembly. NCBI's taxonomy places the organism in Eukaryota, Metazoa, Nematoda, Chromadorea, Rhabditida, Anisakidae.
AUGGCGCAGGCGGUUAAGGACGAGAGGUUCUACUCGAGUAAAACCAUCCUUGCACCAAUGGUGCGUGCUGGGCGAACUCCGCUUAGACUCCUUGCCCUUGAAUAUGGUGCAGACUUAGUAUACACGGAAGAAAUUGUGGAUCAAAAAUUGUUAAAUUCAAAGCGCAUCACAAACGAUAUCCUUCAUACAAUAGAUUACGUUCUUGAGGAUGAUGUUGUGUUACGAAUUGCAAGGAAAAAAGAGGAACAAAAAUGCGUAUUACAAGUACAAAAAAUGAUUGUUCUCGUUUUGAGAGGCACAGAUGUAGCAGCAGUCGAUAUAAAUAUGGGAUGUCCGAAGCCGUUCUCUCUUAUGGGUGGAAUGGGCGCAGCGUUAUUAACUCAACCAGAUAAAGUAAAAGAUAUCCUAACUUCAGUUGUGAGCGUUUCAUCGGUUCCUGUCUCUUGUAAAAUUCGUGUUCUUGAAAAGCGUGAAGAGACACUCGAACUGGUGAAGCUCAUUGAAAGGUGUGGUGUGAGUGCAUUAGCUGUUCAUGGUCGACGGAAGGACGAACGUCAGGCAAACGCAAAUCGAAUUGAUGAAAUUCGCGAAAUUGCUGGAAUACUUUCAAUUCCGGUUAUUGCAAACGGAGGUUCGGGAACAAUAAAAGAAUUUGCUGAUAUUGAACGCUUCCGGUUGGAGAGUGGUGCAAGCAGUGUCAUGAUAGCAAGAAAAGCUUUAUCGCAUCCGAGUGUUUUCCGUUCAAAUGGGUUGUUGACAAUGCAAGAAGAAAUUGAAGACUUCCUCCGAUUGGCAUGUGAGUUCGAUGAAAAUUUCACAAUGACAAAGUAUGUGGUGCAGCGAAUUUUAGGCAGUCAACAGGAAUUCGAUGAACGCGGUCGUGCCACAGUGAAUGCAGCAAGCGUGUCAGACAUUUGCGAUGCUUGGUCAAUGAGAGAUGUUUACGAUGAAUGCAAAAGCGAUCGUCAACGACGAACUGUCAAACGAAAAUUUGAAAGUGUUGGAACGGAUUUGCCUACCGAACUGGCAAUGUCACCUGAGAGUGACAUUCAUUUCAUCGAUCUUACAUUCCCACCGAAACGUUUACGAAAUAGAUGUGGUGCCGAUACCCCAAAGUGUGUUUUGAAUGCUUUAUGUGAUGAAAAUGGUAUGAAACGACCUAUUUACACUUGUAAACUCCGUUCCACUGAUAAACGUUAUGAAGCUUUGAUUGAAGUUGAUGGGCGCAAAUUCCUUUCACGAAUUGGACAGCCAAAUAAGAAGAUGGCUGAGCAGGUGGGUGGUGGUUGA